GCUACUUAAGGAUAAAAUCUGGUCUACGUGACUUCUCUGGAAUGCAGAUCCUAGCUUAUUACUAUUAGGGUCAGAUCAGGUCAUCAGGAACCUUGAGGCAAAUUUAAGUCAGCAUCAGCGUUCGUAAAAUGUGGAGCACAAGAAUGAUAAAAAUAAGCAUGCCUCAGACUCGCCUUUAUCGCAUCAUUCGCACCCAGCCGUGCAUGCGCCAUGUCCACAGGUGCAGACGCCUCAACAAGAGAGAACUCCCGAAAGAGCGCGGCCACUCCACAGCCCGUUGAAAAGAAUAACUGGGAUUGUGGUCCUGCUUCAUCGCCCCUCGACCAUAGGGAGAAGCAUUCAGCGAGAACUGUUUUAAUGAGUCCUCAAGUUCAUUCUUCGACGCUUGUCUGGACCGUCUUCGCCACAAAAAAUUUUCAAGCUCCGCUUAAAGUCGCGUCCACACGUGAUGCGCCUUCUGCAGAAACAGAGAGGUCGCUUCGCGCGUCUCUCUUCCAACUCUUCCGCAGUGCGCUUAUGGCGCCAACGACGUCUCGUAAUGGCGCGUUCUCCCCGACCCGCUCGUCUGCCGCAUCUUACACUGGGAUCGGCCAGUCAAGGCUCAACAUUGUCUCGCGGCUCGCGAUUGAAGGCAAGGUGAAGCAGAAUGCCGAGGGUGCCUCAAUAAAGCUCUAUUUGAAGAUUACCGUACCAAUCGACUCUGUCAACUCGGGUCAAAUAAUUCCUAUUUUCGCUGAGGAAAACAUCAAGAUUCGUGAUUACUCAGUACAUCCUCUGGACUCCGAUUCUGUCCCGUAUAACUUCUCUUCGACCAGCCACCCUCUCCUUCACAAUGCUGCUCGUGCAUUGAAUCUUCCUGCCCGGUCAUCGAAGUCGUAUCUCUCGCUCUUCGAUACUACCCCGCAAAACACCCCAGGCCGUAACGGCUCUAUCAAUGGCUCAGCCGUGCCGACUCUUGAGGAACGCUUUACAGGCUACUUCCUUAUUAGCGGAUAUAAUGUAUGCUAUGUCUUGCCCAAGGAGUUUCCUGCGAAAUACAAAAUUAGAGGUGGAACAGAUAGCGAGAGUGACGUGCUUUCGGCAAGAGGAAUGCAGAGGACAUCAUCGUAUCGCUCCGGAAGCUCUGGAAGACGACAUUCUAUUGGAGAGCGUAAUACGAUGCAAUUCAUGGCAGGCAUGUCAUUAUCUGUCCCAUUUUCUUCCAAGCCGCCAAAAGCACCUUAUAUGCUAUCAAUCCCGAUCCCAAGAUGCCUCUCAAAUAACAUUAAAGUUCGGCUGCCCUCACCAUCCUCGAUCUCAACUUCCUUUGCAUCAUUAGAAUCGGACGAAGAUUCAACUGGUUGGGAUGUAGCUACGGAGCCACACGUUACGCGGGUAUCACCUUUGAAACACAGCAGUCGAACAAGUGCAUACACAGAGUUUGCAGACGACGAAUCGUCCGAAGCAUCAUUAACGGGAUCUGCAUUGGAGAAUUGCAUGAUUCAGGGCACGUUUACGAGUGCAGAUACAAUUCGUAUCCGCUGGGCAACUCCACUACGUGCUCAAGAUUACCCUGAUGGUCGACGGCGCGUCGGUGUGGACGAAGUCGCGGGCAACAUGACCUGCACUGUUCUAGAAACAAGAGCAGAUGGCGUCAAAAUGCGACUUGAUUACCAGGGCACGUGCUCAGGUGUAUGGUUUCCAGGUGUUGCAACGAUGCUUGGAAUGGACGUCGGGCUAGACACUCAGGGCGGUCGAUUGACAUGGCCGCCGGACUCAGAUGGUCAAUGGACGAUCGAUGGUGAUCCGGCACUAACAGGAUUUACUGUCGGGAUGCCACAAACCACGCUAUCACCGCAGCCGACGCUUGAAUUACCUCCACCAGAUAUUUCAGGACAGCUUGAUGGAACAAUCCCUAAUGGACCGGUGCGAAACCCCCUGGAUACGUCUACGUCUCUUCUUCGGGCGCCACUCCCAAAUCGUCGCGCAUCAGUUGAAUACUCAUUUGAGGAGUCACUAAAUGGAGCUUCGGUCCCAUCUCUCGCGAGUUCGGCGAUACGUUCUUCUGAUCCAGAAAGUGGAUCUGAGAACAUUGCCCGACCACCUGCAACGCCCAUCACAGUUCAUAUUAAUAUGAACGAACUCGCACCCGCAAAGAACAAACUCACCCUCAACAUCUCUGGGACGGUACUUAUUGCUCCUGGCCCUGGCAUGCAUAAUAUCGAUGACAGUGGGCAGACAACGUUACCGCUGCCGUUAUUCCGUGUAUUCGCUGCAACAAAGGAGAAUGUGAUUACGACGAUUCGUAAUCAAUGUGAUAGCGCGAGUGUCGAGCUGAUUAACUCGGGUUCGGCUUCCAGCGGUCAUAAUCACAGUCCACGAGCGAAUCAGAGUUUAACGUUAUCUGGCAGUCGUGCGAAGAAGACAGUUGUACCAAGUGGAUCUCAAGCUAAGUGCGCUAGUCCUGAGGGUAGCGAGAUUCUUGUCAAGCCAAAUAUGUCGAGAUCACCUAUGACAAUGCGAGAACUGUCCCCUCAGACACCAGGACGGAGUGCAAUGCGGGCAGCCUCGCAACCAAGUUCACCGGAACCAGUCAGUGCGGUUCUGCGUUCGCAAGGCAGCCGCUUGACAGGUUUCCGUGAUGGUCCUUUGGUCAUUCCUUGGGCGAAUUGCGAUAUAGUUCCUCUUGUUUCCUUAUCAUCGGCGCCCGUCCUAUCUCGAAGUACUUCGUCGAAGCAAGGGCAAAGUUGGUCGUAUGCCGUAACUUUGUCGUUACCGACGCCUGUGGACGGACCAUCUGAAUGGCUCGAGUUUGGGCUUGCGAUGCCAGGCAACUUGAAUGCGUCCGAGCUACCACCUGCGGUAGAGGUGCGAUGUACAAGUGUCAAUGGUGUUCCGGUUCGCUUCGAGACAUUCACAAAUCCCCGUACUUCAUCCAUCGACCUUAUAGCCUCAACGUCUUCUGCGGGAGCUGGAUCUACAGAGACAAUCGAUGCUAUUGACGCAAAUGUUGGCAAGCGGAAGUGGUUGAGCUGGGUUCGUGUGCAUAUUGCUCUUGCAGGUGCUCUGGAGGUGGUUUAUAUCGUUAAAGGCCAAACGGGUCACGCACUUUCUGAUAAGAAAGGAAAGCAGAAGGCAGCUUCGGCGGAAGGACUGGGUGGGGACGAAGUCAACGUGUUCGUUCCUGUCUUCUCGAUUCCUGUGAGCAGAUUUGAAAUCAGCUUGCGUCGAUCUUCCGAUAUUACCAUACCGAAAGCCGACCUAUCAGGUAUUGAUGGUUCUGAUCACACUCUCCACCGCAAGAUCUAUUCCUUCGACGUCGCACCAUUCACACAACCGCAUGCCGACCUGAUUAUGCCACAUCCUAUUCUCACGGACAGAAACAAGCCCUCUCGGACAGUACGAAGCGCCAAGCGUGCCUUGUUCCUCUUUGCUACAAUACUACCUUACAUCCUUUCAUUGGUAAUGCUCUCUCAUACCAUCAGCACGCGGAGCGAAGUGCGAGAGCUACGUGCACUCGUUCCUGACACCUUUACGACAACCGGGCGAGAAACAGAGAGCUGGGGACGGAAGCCUGUAACGGUGACCAGAACAGUUGUGCAGGCUGCAAGUAGUAAGCCAACAACGGCUUCAGAACGAGGGUGGUUCGGUGAAUACACGAUGUCCUAUUCCUCACCAACGCAAAGGCCCAAGGCGUCAUCGCCUCCUCAACCUUCUCCCAUUACCGAUGACGACGACGAAGUUUUUAUUGAAGACAUCUCGGACGCUCCUGAAGCCGCUUCUCGAGGUAACAGAGACGAACGAGGUGAUGAGAGUACUUCUCUCAUGCCAAUUCUCUACCUUCCACUCUCCUGGCCAGCGCAGAUCCACUUCCAGCAGGCGAAAGCCCAGGUGCUUAGUGGAUGGGGACGGAUCUGGCACGUCGUUGAGAUUAUUCUGCAUUGGCCGUUACCCGUUGAUGAUACUAACACUAUACACGGGUCCCACCUGCUCUCUGUGCGUCACAGCGAAAGCCGCACUAGCUCAAGUUCGGAAGACACGUCCAUUCGAGUUGCAAUACGUGAAUAUCCAGGAUCCGGGACAAGAACGCUGGAGGAAGAAGUAUGUGUAUUGGAUUCCGGCGUUGCAUGUGGAGGGAAGGGAGGUACUCAAGGGACGAUGGGGGGAGAGCGAGGUGGUGAAAGCUUUGGAGGAGUGGGAAAAAGAGAAACCACUGAAGGAAGAAGAGAACAGCUAGGGUGUGCUUCUUCGUCUGGUCCAAAUGGUUGGAUGUUCUGGCCUGAUGCUCAAGGAAUGGGAGCGGAUGAGGUUGAAUGGAAGCCUUUAAUAGCGCACUAUGAGCAUGUUUAUGAACGCGUUGGCAAUUUCGACAGUGGACUUGGUGAUGUUUCUGAAGAAGUAUCAGACAAAUCCUUCGGAAUAUCACGAUGCUUCAACUGCGGAGAUCCUGAACAUACCGUCCGCUCAUGCCCUGAACCCCUCAAUCACGCACUCAUCUCACUAUCUCGUGCCCUCUUCCAAUUCCUUCAUCAAUCCAGCGGUGAUGAACCAGAACGUUUUCAUGUUGCGGAAGAUUGGAAAUUACAGAGAUUGCGCUGGCUAGAAGAUUUCGAGCCAGGCGUUGUUCGUAACGAAGCUCUAAAGGAGGCACUGGGUCUAUCUGAAGGAGUCGAAGUUCCUUGGCUAUACAAUAUGCUCGAGUGGGGUUACCCCCCUGGAUGGGUUAGCGAAGAGGAUCCACGAGAACUUAUGUUCAAGCGCAUUAUCUUCGGAGGAAAUAUUGAAUCUGUCGACGACGAACUGGGAGAAUUCUCGAUUUUCGGCGAGGAUGGUGACGAGGAAGUAUUGAAUCUACGUCCUGUUUCUGUCACUCAGGACCCAGAUGCUGGGCCUGUAAUCCGUGCAACAAACUCCAAUGACAGUAUAACCCCCUCAACUCUACCCAUUAAGGAGAACAGCUCACCUUCGUCAAAGUCGAGUCCCGCUACUCGUCGCUGGGCAACGUAUCAGACAUCCUUAUUCUCGUCAGAUCUACUACCAGUCUACAAUAGGCGACCUCUCCCACCUCUCGAUGACGACAUUCCUGGAGCCGCUGCUGCUCGUCCAAGAAGUGAGGACAAGCAAGGUUGCAACUUAGAAUCCGGUGACGUACCAAUUGAACACCCUUGGCGUCAUCCAGAUGCGUUCAGUGCGUUCGGACCCGUAGGAUGGACAAAGGCGUACGAAAAGAUGCUUGCUCGUCGUGCGCAAGUUGAACAGGACGCACCGAAGAUGUCCUGUCAUGUAUACAACGAGAAUAGAACCUCAAAGACAGAAGUGUCCAGUGCUCACCGGCCUGUUACCACUUUGUCAUCUCCUGAAGGUAGUGGCCAAAAUACAGAGGACGACAUGGACCUCUCGGAUUAGUUUUCACAGAGUAACAUCAAUCCUCCUUCAUAUCCUAUAUUUGAUUUUGUUUCUUUAUUGUUGUUUAUAAUUAUGUUGUUCUAUUUUCUGUCAUUUCGGUUCCUCACCAUCUCCUCCCGUCCACAGACCACCUGCAUAUAGAAUCCUAGAGUAGAAC
This is a messenger RNA of Fomitiporia mediterranea MF3/22, 5542 nucleotides long. RefSeq lists its product as uncharacterized. Bases 211 to 5385 code for a protein of 1724 amino acids. The record is from RefSeq and is a predicted model, not a curated record. The transcript has 13 exons. Gene Ontology annotation, molecular function: zinc ion binding; RNA binding. NCBI's taxonomy places the organism in Eukaryota, Fungi, Basidiomycota, Agaricomycetes, Hymenochaetales, Hymenochaetaceae. Gene Ontology annotation, cellular component: catalytic step 2 spliceosome.